Messenger RNA from Ilex paraguariensis (yerba mate), 391 nucleotides. NCBI's taxonomy places the organism in Eukaryota, Viridiplantae, Streptophyta, Magnoliopsida, Aquifoliales, Aquifoliaceae. The record is from the annotation of a GenBank genome assembly.
AUGGAUUCUACCAAUCUGCCAUGGACGAUCAAUCUACCAUUGAUGACCUCUCUGCCAUGGACAAUCUUUUCUAAUCCGUUCGCUAUGGCAGAUCCGCAGGUAUUUACCAACAUUUAUCCUAAGCCAUCGACUGCUUCCCAAGUCUUCCGCAACAUUUAUCCCUCACACGACGGUCAAUUCUCCCCAAAUCUUCUUCAGAGAUCAUCUUCUUCAACCUAUCUGCAAUUAACGUCGCUACCAUGGAUGACCUCUCUGCCAUGGAUGAUCUAUCUUAAUCCGUGGCAUAAAUCUGUAAGUUUAAAUGCUAGGCCUCUCUCCAACGGAUCUGCAAAGAUCGUGUUCUUCAACCUUCAAAUGCCAUCAACGAUCUCUGUUUCUGCGUCUUCUACUG